CUAAUUCAAAGAAACAGCCGGGCAAGUUCCCUUUCUCUGUAGGAAUAAUUAUCAGCCCCCUCUCCAUGGCCCACCUGGGAGCCCAUUUUGCCUUUAGAUCCCGCUGGCAGAAGACCGACAAUGAACUCUGUCGACAUAGCAUGUCCUUUAUCCUUCACAAAGCUAUUCGCAAUGACUUCUUUCAGAGCUAUCUCUACCUGCUGGAAAAAAUUUCCCUGGUGAAAUUGUAUGCUUUAACAAGUCAAAUCAUCAAUGGUGAGAUGCAGUUCUAUGCCAGAGCUAAACUUUUCUACCAAGAAGUACCUGCUACAGAAGAGGGUAUGAUGGGAAAUUUCAUUGAACUGUCCAACCCAGAUAUCCAGGCUUCUCGGGAAUUUCUUAGGAAUUUUGUUGGGGGCCCCGGGCGAGCUGGGACAGACUGUGCCUUGGAUUGCGGCUCUGGGAUAGGAAGGGUCAGCAAGCAUGUCUUGUUGCCGGUUUUCAACAGUGUGGAGCUGGUGGACAUGAUGGAAUCGUUCCUCCUCGAAGUCCAGAACUAUCUGCAGGUCAAUGGGGACAAGGUAGACAGUUACCACUGCCACAGCCUGCAGGAAUUCACGCCUCCAUUGGGCAGAUACGACGUCAUCUGGAUUCAGUGGGUCUCUGGGCACCUGACUGAUAAAGACCUUCUUGCGUUUCUUUCCCGGUGCCGAGCUGGCCUGAAAGAAAAUGGUGUCGUCAUACUGAAGGACAACGUGGCUUGACAGGGCUGUCUCUUCGAUCUCUCUGACAGCAGUGUGACUCGGGACAUGGACAUCCUCUGGAGCCUCAUUAGGAAGAGUGGGCUGGUGGUGCUGGGCCAGGAGAAGCAGGAAGGUUUUCCAGAGCAGUGCGUCCCGGUGUGGAUGUUCGCGUUGCACAGCGAUGGACAUUCCUGACUGGCAGUGGAAUGCAGGGGUGGGCUGCACAGAGCGCUUUGGGGCAGAGGCCCUCUCCUCCUAGUUCAUGGGGUGAUGGAGAGAAGAGAUGCAAUGCAUGUCUGGAAAUGAUGUAGUAUGUAAAAUUUUCCACUGAUUUUAUAAGGACAUGCACACACCCAGUAGAUUUUCUGGACGAUGUAUAGAGUAAAACAUCAGGAAAAUUGUUUUAAGAACUACUUGUAUACACCCAAACUAUACAAGUGAACACAAAAACAGAAAAGGGAUCAAUAUUAAAUUCUAAACUGUCUUGGUCUGUGAAGAUUUGCAUUAUGGAGUAUCCCGGGAGGGUGGGUUCAAGUCUAGACCCCCUUUCUCUGCCCUCAUGCUAGUUACAGUCUAUUUCAUUCCUCUUUAGGACUGCUACUUCUCUUAGACAAAAAAUCUCUAUCUAAUUAAGACAGCACCAGUCAAAAUAGUCUAUGAAAACAAAUC
Mustela lutreola (European mink) is the source of this 1391-nucleotide messenger RNA. RefSeq names its product N-terminal Xaa-Pro-Lys N-methyltransferase 2 (gene NTMT2). The record is from RefSeq and is a predicted model, not a curated record. NCBI's taxonomy places the organism in Eukaryota, Metazoa, Chordata, Mammalia, Carnivora, Mustelidae. Gene Ontology annotation, biological process: N-terminal protein amino acid methylation. Gene Ontology annotation, cellular component: cytoplasm. Gene Ontology annotation, molecular function: N-terminal protein N-methyltransferase activity. The transcript is spliced from 4 exons.